ACCACAACAAUGACAGACUGACAGUAAAGAAUCUGAAUAUCCAAUUUUCCUCUUUCCCUGCCUUCUAGUUUUCUCUACGUCCCCUCCACUUUUUUUUGGUCUCUCUCUCUCUAUAUAUUGGCGUAUUUCAGCACUGUCGUCUUAGCGCGCUCACAUUUGUUCCCUUCCCUUAAAACAAUUUCCCAUACCUAAUCAACUUUUGAGGAGCUAUUCUCUUUAUACUUGAAUCUUCUCCUAUCGUCCUAUUUGGAUUCUUUUUCACUGUCCCCUGCAUCAUGUAAAUCUGCUAUUCUUCUAUUCUGCUUGAUUUUAUUUGGCGUCGUGCAUUGUGUUCUUUUGAAGUUUCCCAUAAAUAUUUGGACUGAUAUUGUGCCAAUUAGAAAAUGGUGUAUUUUGCUACUAUAAUGGCUUUUUAUGGACUUGCCGCCAUUCCCUAGUACUUUAAUUGUGCAGCUAUUUUAUUGCCACUUUUUUUUUCCCACAACAGAAAUCUCAUCAAAUUGGUAAUUGAUACAAGUCCAACGACUUGAGUUGAUUAAUUGUUAUCUGCCCAAAUGGAAGAGUCAUUUGUCCCAUUUCGUGGAAUCAAGAAUGAUCUACAGGGACGUCUGCUGUGCUACAAGCAAGAUUGGACCAGUGGAAUCAAAGCUGGCUUCAGGAUCUUGGCACCUACAACAUACAUAUUCUUUGCCUCGGCAAUUCCAGUGAUUUCAUUUGGCGAGCAGCUGGAGAGAAAUACUGAUGGAACUCUAACUGCAGUUCAAACACUAGCAUCAACUGCAAUUUGUGGAAUUAUACACUCCAUCAUUGGUGGUCACCCUUUGUUGAUUUUAGGAGUUGCAGAACCUACUGUUAUAAUGUACACAUUCAUGUUUAACUUUGCUAAACAACGUCCUGAACUAGGUCCUGGUCUCUUUCUUGCUUGGACUGGUUGGGUAUGCGUCUGGACUGCAAUUUUACUCUUCUUAUUGGCAAUAUUAGGAGCUUGCUCCAUUAUUAACAGGUUUACCCGUUUGGCUGGUGAACUAUUUGGCAUGCUUAUUGCAAUGCUCUUCAUGCAACAAGCUAUCAAAGGCCUGGUAGAAGAGUUUCGUAUUCCGGAAAGAACCAAUCCUCGUUUAACAGAGUUCAUGCCUUCGUGGAGAUUUGCUAAUGGAAUGUUUGCCUUGGUUCUCUCCUUUGGUCUACUGCUAACUGCUUUGAAAAGUCGAAAAGCAAGGUCAUGGCGAUAUGGAACAGGUUGGCUUCGUAGUCUUAUUGCAGACUAUGGUGUGCCACUUAUGGUUGUGGUCUGGACAGCAGUUUCCUAUAUACCAUCUGAAAGUGUUCCUCAAGGAAUUCCAAGACGCCUCGUCAGCCCAAAUCCGUGGUCACCUGGUGCUUUUGAGAAUUGGACAGUUAUCAAGGACAUGCUAAAAGUGCCAGUUCUCUACAUACUUGGUGCUUUCAUUCCUGCAACAAUGAUUGCGGUGCUUUACUAUUUUGACCACAGUGUGGCGUCUCAACUGGCACAGCAGAAAGAAUUCAAUCUUAGAAAGCCACCUUCUUUCCAUUAUGACUUGCUUCUUUUGGGAUUCCUGACACUAAUGUGCGGCCUUGUUGGUAUCCCUCCAUCAAAUGGUGUGAUCCCACAGUCCCCAAUGCAUACAAAAAGUUUGGCUACUCUUAAACACCAGUUGCUUCGUAACAAACUUGUUGUCACAGCACGCAAAAGUAUGCAGAAAAAUUCAAGCUUGGGACAAUUAUAUGGGAAUAUGCAGGAAGCUUAUCAACAAAUGCAAACUCCUCUGAUCUACCAGGAGCCAUCAGCCAGAGGUCUGAAGGAGUUAAAAGAAUCAACAAUUCAGUUAGCAUCAAGCAUGGGAAACAUUGAUGCUCCAGUGGAUGAAACAGUGUUCGACGUAGAGAAGGAAAUUGAUGAUUUGUUGCCAGUUGAAGUGAAAGAACAGCGCGUCAGUAACUUGCUUCAAGCCACUAUGGUAGGGGGAUGUGUUGCUGCCAUGCCAGUGCUCAGAAUGAUCCCAACCUCAGUGCUAUGGGGAUAUUUCGCUUACAUGGCCAUUGAAAGUUUGCCGGGCAAUCAAUUUUGGGAGAGAAUAUUGCUACUAUUCACUGCACCAAGCAGAAGAUACAAAGUUCUAGAGGAUUAUCACGCCACUUUUGUAGAGACUGUGCCUUUCAAGAGCAUAGUGACAUUCACAAUAUUCCAAACACUAUACUUGCUUGCUUGCUUUGGCAUUACGUGGGUUCCAAUCGCGGGGCUCCUUUUCCCUCUUUUGAUCAUGCUUUUGGUUCCUGUGAGACAAUACAUAUUGCCUAAGUUUUUCAAAGGGGUACACCUUCAAGAUUUAGAUGCAGCAGAUUAUGAAGAGUCGCCAGCUAUACCAUUCAAUCUUCCUACGGAGGGUGAAUUUGGUUCAAGACCUUCCUAUGCAGGAAGUGGGGAAAUUUUAGAUGAGAUGAUUACCAGAAGCAGGGGUGAAGUCAAACGCAUUAACAGUCCGAAGAUCACAAGUUCAACAGCAACUCCAAUAAGAGAUUCCAAGCUCCUUCAAAGCCCACGCGUUCCAGAAAAAGCAUACAGUCCACAGAUUAGCAAACUGAGAAGUCCCCUUUCUGGCGGAAGAGGGCCUUUCAGUCCGAGGACUGGAGAGCCAAAGCCAUCCAAUUUGGGCAUGAGUCCUCGGACAUCAACUUCUAACGACUAAGAGACAUUGACUUCCUGCCCUUAAGCUAGUUUGAUAUGCCUAAAGCUUUGUACUUCCAUUUGAUUGUCUCCUUCUCCUGCAUUUUAAGCGAUGCAUUUGGAAAUGUACCUGUAACAUUAACCGAGUAUUGAUGUCUUAGAAUGAUAAUAGUUGGGAAGUGUUUGUUUGUUCAUAUAUUUUGGAGAUAAUAUUAAUAAUAGCAGCUAAAGUGUAUUUAUCCAUA
Nicotiana tabacum (common tobacco) is the source of this 2931-nucleotide messenger RNA. RefSeq names its product boron transporter 1. Gene Ontology annotation, cellular component: plasma membrane. Gene Ontology annotation, molecular function: solute:inorganic anion antiporter activity. The record is from RefSeq and is a predicted model, not a curated record. Lineage: Eukaryota; Viridiplantae; Streptophyta; Magnoliopsida; Solanales; Solanaceae. Gene Ontology annotation, biological process: monoatomic anion transport; monoatomic ion homeostasis; transmembrane transport.